Molecule: messenger RNA, 504 nt
Organism: Triticum dicoccoides
Lineage: Eukaryota; Viridiplantae; Streptophyta; Magnoliopsida; Poales; Poaceae
Product: dehydrin DHN3-like
Exons: 1
Coding region: 66-347 (93 amino acids)
Biological process (GO): cold acclimation; response to abscisic acid; response to water deprivation
Cellular component (GO): cytosol
Source: RefSeq, a predicted model, not a curated record
ACAACCAAGACAAGUAAACAGCAGCACUAGCUAGUAGAUUUCCCGAGUGACAGGUUGAGCGCAAGAUGGAGCACCAGGGACACGGCACCGGCGAGAAGAAAGGCAUCAUGGAGAACAUCAAGGAGAAGCUCCCCGGUGGCCACCAGCAGACCGCUGGCACCCACGGGCAGCAGGGACACACUAGAAUGACCGGCACGGAGAUGCAUGACACCACGGCCACCGGCGGCACCUUUGGGCAGCAGGGACACACCGGAACGACUGGCACUGGGACACACGGCACAGCUGGGACCGGCGAGAAGAAGAGCCUCAUGGACAAGGUCAAGGAGAAGCUGCCUGGACAGCACUAAGCCCGGUGUGCCCACGACCGCUACCUUCGCAGAAUAAUACUCCACCGUAUAUGAAUUGAUCGAGUCUAGUUCACCUAGCUCACUUGGUCAUUGGAGGAGCGAAUGUAUCUUUGCUUUAAGUUUUCACGGAAAUGUGUUCACUGUUUACGUUUGUUUA